Penaeus vannamei (Pacific white shrimp) is the source of this 13880-nucleotide messenger RNA. The record is from RefSeq and is a predicted model, not a curated record. Lineage: Eukaryota; Metazoa; Arthropoda; Malacostraca; Decapoda; Penaeidae.
CUCUGUCAGAAUAAGUGCAAUUUGUGCUCUUAUAGAAUUUUACGCAACAGUUAGCGCCCGUCUGUUCUUUUAUCAUUCCAAGAUGAAAAAACUAUGAAAUCUAUGUUAUAGUGGUAAAGCUUUCCCUGUGGAUGUGAAGUGUCUGGCGGAAAGAAAUUGUUCAAAGAAUUAUAGUCAUGUAACCAGUGAAUGCCAGCCAGUAAAGUCAAACCUCUGAAUAAUUUGCCAAGAUGGAAACCACUGAUGUGAGAAAGAAUUUUAUCUUAACAACAACAGGGAAUUACUUCAGUGUCCCAUUGUCCGAGCCCUCUUUGAAUGCCUUGGUCGAUGAUCCUAGUCUCAAUAACUUCCUUGAUUCGGGUAGUUGUCAGCUCCUUGGGGCUCAGUUGAUGCCAGAUGAAGGCCGUAUCAUUUUCAAUACCAAGGUUGAUUCUCCAUCCACGAAGGAUAAGUUACUAGUGUUCUUCAAAAUAAAACCGGAUGUGAUCACGGCUGACAAUUUGGCAGAUGUAUUUGUCUCAUCUAUGAUUGAUUCACCAAUAUCUUCACUUUAUCACUCUCUUCAGACUCUCUAUGCUCCAAUAUUACUAAAGGAUUCAGAAUGGAGUGGGACAUUGGACCCCAGGCUGCAGUCUCUGGUGACAGAGCUCUCGGAAGGACUUGGGAGCAUGUUACGCAAACAGUCUUCAGUAGGGGCAUCAGAUAAGGGAGCCACAUCAUCACAUUUAGCAGGAAUUCUGAAUGUGAAGGAUGAAACCCAGUACUGGGCUGAGAUAGCAAACAACCCUAAGAAUCGAGAUGAAAAGGAAAUGGCUCAGGGCUUUUACAAUUGUCUUGAUCCAAUUGCAAAAGAAUUCAGUGGGUUGGAUGCUGUGUCUCUCCUAGAUGCUGAAGAUAUUUUGGAAAAUACCCAUAACUUGUUGGAUGAAUUGUGGAGGCUAGACUACCCACAGUCUCGUAUGGAGCACCUUCUGGAUAUAAUAGCAAAUCAGAUCACACGUUAUGUCCAGGGAAAGCUAAGUGAAGAAGAUCUGUGGGGUGGACAGUUUGCACAGAUAGAGAAGAACCUGUCAGAAGGCAUUACACUGUGUGAUAAAUGGGUGGACAGCUGCAGCAAGCUCACUGGCAUAUUUUGGAAGAGUGGUGUGGAUCAGAUGUGGGAAAAUGAUGUAUUUGUCCCUGAAUACUGCAAGAAUGUUUCAAAACGCCUGAAUGAAAUUCUAAGUCUCCGGACUCUGCACAAACAGUUGACCAGACUCUUGUCCAUUAGUGAACAGGAGGAGCUGAAAACAGCUGAUUCAUUCAAGCCAUUUGCAGGGUUAAAACCUGUUCAGUAUAACCCUUACACAGAACCUUUAUGGCAAGCAGCAGUACGUCAAUUUGAAAAUUCCCUCAAGCCAGCUGAGCAGAGGAUUGCUGGUAAAUUGAGAGCUCAGCUUAGAAACAUGAAUUCAAGUGCCUAUCAACUAAUGCAAGAGUUCAAGAGGUACAAAGAAUUGAUCAAACGUGAAAGCAUACAGAAAGAACUUCUUUCUGAGAGAGAAAUGUUACUCAGUGAACUCAGCACUUAUAUCCGCACAAUUAGUUCCGAUUUCAGUAGCACAGCCGUUAAUGGACCAAGACGUUUAGCAAAUGUGCCUGAGGUUGUUAGCAACAUUUAUUGGGUCAAACCUAUUCAUGCAAAAGUGCUGGACAUUGGUAAGACAGCUGAUGCACUGCUUAAUGACCUUAAUGGCUACGAUGACCUGAAGCGAAACAUUGGAGAAUUCUGCGAGGAACUUGAUGACUAUCAUAAUGACCAGUUUGAUUCUUGGUCUCGAGAGAUGCUGCAGAGGAUUGAGUCGGAGGAGCUGAGCCUUGCCACAGACUCCCCAGUGUUGUCGUUCAGCAGCAGCCGAUUGCUACGUGUGAAUUACAACCCACGACUUGUUGGCUUAGUGAGGGAAGUCAGUCAACUAUCUAUUCUAGGUCACAAGAUACAUCCUGACAUAAUUAAGACGGCAAAACUUGCUCAGAAGUUUAUGAAGCAGGCAAAAUCACUUGAAGAGAUUGCCAACUUCCACAAUACAAUAGGUGACCAGAUGAUCCCGUCUCAGCGAGCAAUGAUGUUGGAAGCUGCCUUGGCAUUGUCUGGGCUGGUACAGGAGCAGAAUAACAUCACUUGGUCAAACACAGCAGAAUUAGACUCGUACAUUGGUAGACUCAAAGCUGCGACACAGAGGCUGGCUCGUGAGAACAAGCAGCUGGCACAGUGUCACCUCAUGGUGAAGGAACGAGUACUUCAACUAAUGAACACUGACCUCUUGAGGCACCAGCCCAAGUGGAAGGAGCUCUUGAAGGAGAUGAGAUCCAUAAUGCACCAGCUGGAUGAAAAGGGCUUCUCCGACCAGAAAUCUUGGUGUUCACACUGGGACCGCCAACUGUACAAGGCCCUGGAACAUCAGUACCAGCUGGGGAUUGAAGCCCUUAAUCAGCACCUUCCAGAGUUCAAAGUGGAAUUGACAUAUAGGCAACAGAGGCUGCAGUUCCGUCCUCCCAUGGAAGAAAUACGUAUGAAGUAUUAUGGGCAGUUGAAGCGGUUCCUCGCAAUCCCCCAUCACUUUAAGGGAGUAAGUGAAGUGAACGACCACCCAGUUUUCCCCAUUAUUGUCGACCGAAAUGCCCACCGCUUCACACAGCUAUUUCAGAGGGCAGAGGAGCUCUUUGAAAGGCUAGAAAAGGUCAAGGAACGCUUUGUUGACCUGUGUGCCCUGGGGUCAUGUGACAUUGAGCAGUUGGUAGGAAAGCACUGUCAAAUUGCAGAGGAUUGGGACAGGAACUUCCGAGCCUCUAAGGCCAAGGGCCAAGAAAUAGGCAAAUUGCCAAGCACGGAAGAAAAGAUUGACUGCUUCAGCAUCAGCUUCCAGCCAUUACGCGUUGAGCUGGAGAUCAUGAACAGACGAUACUGGGACAUACUGGUGCAGAGUCUACAUAAUGCUAUUAUUGAAGACAUCAAUGCCAUUGAAAAAUUUACAGCAAGUGCAAUAGAAGUUCUGAAAAAACAGCCGCAAACAGUCGAAGAAAUUGCAGAGGCCAGCAACAAGCACGCACAGUAUAUGGCAGAGACAGAGGAAAUGGUUGAACGUUUUAAUGAGGCUGAGAGCAAGAACAAGACCCUGGCCAGCUGGACAAAAGAGAGGGUGGAUCAAGUGUCUCGUGUCACAAUGCAGUGGGAUAACUACAAAACACUUAUGGAUAACCAUGAGCAGAUUGUUUCAAAGCAGAUCGAAGCUAUCAAAGCCAAUCUUCAAAGCCAAACCAACAAUUUCAAUAAUGAGGUUGAGGACUUUGGUCUUAGGUGGAAGCAGCUUCAACCAAAGGAGGACCAACUGGAGGGCGAUUCUGAGCGCAUACAGGCAGCCAUCACGCUUGUGCGUGAGAAGCGAUUCGAAUGGGAUCAGCUGAUGGAAACACGAGAUAGUAUCAGAAAAGACUAUGAGCACUUUGGGAUGGGAGAACCUUAUUUCCCCAUGAUUGACGAGAUUGAAGAAAGCUUGAAGCAGCACGAACAAGUAUGGGGUCUGUUUGAUGAGUUCAAUAGCAGCAUGGAGGAGUUUUCAAAGGAGGAAUGGAUUGUGUUCCGGAGCAAGACUUACCGUUUCGAGGAGUUUUUGUCCAACUGGAAUGACAAACUUCGUUCAUCGGGUGAAACCACAGUUGUAACUGUUCGGCUCAUACAUGAACUGGAAAAAUACAGAGCAAUGUUACCAGUAUUGAAGUAUGUCCGUGGAGAGGUGUUUUCUGAGAAGCACUGGAUAGAGAUGUAUAGUAUUCUUGGCAUACCGACCAAUGUCACCAUCGAUAAGCUCACUUUUGGACAUUUCUUGAAGGUCCGUGAUGAGAUGAUAAACCAGAAUGAUGUACUAAAGGAGAUGAAUGCUAAAGCUGCAGGAGAGGUUGUGAUCCGCCAAGCCCUUGGAGAGCUGGAUGUGUGGGAGGUGGAUGCACGGCUCACCCUUAUCCCCCACUCAGACUCCCGCAACAACGAGAUCAUGCUUAUCAAGGAAUGGAAGGAUGUCAUCAACAAGGUUGGUGACCAUCAGAGCCUUCUGCAGUCUCUCAAAGACUCGCCCUACUUUGGGGGAUUUGCAGAUCGGGCUCGCAUGUGGGAGCAGCGCCUAGCUGACCUGGAUGAAUAUCUAACCAAUUUGAAUCAGAUUCAGAGAAAGUGGGUGUACUUAGAGCCCAUCUUUGGAAGAGGUGCACUACCUAAUGAACAAGGAAGAUUUCGUAGAGUUGAUGAUGACUUCAAAGCAAUUAUGGCAGAUGUUGCAAGGGACAAUAAAGUGGUGUCACUCUGCAAAAUCAAUGGCAUGCGAAACACUCUUACAACACUUCUUGACCAGCUGGCUAGAUGCCAAAAGAGCCUUAAUGAGUACCUGGAAGAAAAGAGAUCAGCCUUCCCACGCUUCUACUUUAUUGGUGAUGACGAUCUGCUGGAGAUCUUGGGACAGGCCACGAACCCUGAAGUCAUUCAGGCCCAUUUGAAGAAACUAUUUGCUGGAAUCCACAAUGUAAGAUUUGAUGAAGAGAACUCCCACAUCAUAGCCAUGAGAAGCUUAGAAGGAGAAGAUGUACCACUCAAAAGGCCUGUUCAAAUAUCUAAUGAAGUUGAGGACUGGUUAUACCGUCUAAGUGAAGAGAUGAAGAUGACGCUCCGUCAGCUGCUGAGUGAAUGCCUGGAAGAAGCACGCAGUGAAGCAGGGAUGGACCCUCUCAGGUAUCCUUCUCAGAUCCUGUGUUUAGCUGACGCCAUCCUCUUUACCGAGCGCUGUGAAGAGUCAGUCAAGGAGGGCAGUCUAACAAGCUACCAGAAGGAACUUGAGGCAAAACUGGAAUCAUACACAGGGGUCGACCUUAGCUCGGAUGGCACCCCUGAGGGCAAGGCAGAUAGCCUUGUCUUAGAACUGAAGUUGAAAGCAUUGAUUCUGGAUACAAUUCACAACAUUGAUGUUGUUCAGAUCCUGUUGCAAGCCAACACCACGUCCUUGUCCGACUGGCCCUGGCAGAAACAGCUCCGAUUCUAUGUGGGUGAUGGUGGUUCAGCUUUCAUGCGGAUGGUUGAUGCCCAGUUUGAUUAUACAUAUGAGUACCAAGGCAAUGCACCGAAGUUGGUCCAUACUCCAUUGACUGAUAAAUGCUACUUGACAUUAACACAGGGAAUGCACAUGGGACUAGGUGGUAAUCCCUAUGGUCCAGCUGGAACAGGCAAGACAGAGUCAGUGAAAGCACUUGGGAACCUGUUUGGGCGGCAGGUUCUCGUUUUCAACUGUGAUGAGGGCAUUGAUGUGAAGAGCAUGGGCCGUAUAUUUGUUGGUUUGGUGAAGUGCGGUGCUUGGGGCUGCUUUGAUGAAUUUAACAGAUUGGAGGAGGCCGUGUUGUCAGCUGUUUCCAUGCAGAUCCAGACCAUCCAGGCAGCUUUGAAGUCACAAGCAUCCUCAACCAUGUUGCUAGAGAAAGAGGUUCCUGUUGAUCCAAACUCAGGGAUCUUUAUCACACUUAACCCAGCUGGCAAGGGCUAUGGUGGCCGACAAAAGCUACCAGACAAUCUGAAGCAGCUGUUCCGGCCUGUUGCAAUGUCCCGUCCUGACAACGAACUGAUUGCUGAAGUCAUCCUAUUUUCUGAGGGUUUCAAGGAAGCCAAGAGCUUAGGACGUAAACUGGUGGCCAUUUUCACAUUGUCCAAAGAGCUCCUGACACCACAGCAGCACUAUGAUUGGGGUCUGCGAGCCUUGAAAACAGUACUGAAGGGCUCGGGAAAUCUUCUGCAAUCAUACAGAAAAUCCUUGUCAGAUGAAGAAAAGGAAUCAGGGAUCAGCUUAACAGUUGAAUCAGAACUUGUGGUUCAAGCGCUGAGGCUUAACACGCUGUCAAAGCUAACCUUCUCGGACAGUUCAAGAUUUGAUGACUUGGUGAAAGACGUUUUCCCCGAUGUGAAAUUCAGGGGUGUAGGUUAUGAAGACCUAGCCAGUAUUCUCCAAGAAGUCUUUACUGAAAUGGGUCUAAUACCAAAUGACAGGCAAAUAAAGAAGGCACUAGAGCUAUAUGAACAGCUUCAGCAGCGUAUGGGGGUAGUGAUUGUAGGUCCUUCAGGGUCAGGAAAAACGACAUUAUGGCAAACUCUGCGUCAGGCUCUACUCAGGAUGGAACAACAGGUGAAGAAAUAUGUCAUGAACCCCAAGGCCAUGCCCAGACAGCAGCUUCUUGGACACAUUGAUCAUGACACAAGAGAAUGGUCAGAUGGUGUCUUGACAGCUUCUGCACGCCAGGUGGUGAAGGAACCCACGGAAGUUACUUCGUGGAUCAUCUGUGAUGGAGACAUUGAUCCUGAGUGGAUUGAAUCACUCAACUCUGUGUUGGAUGACAAUCGACUGCUAACUAUGCCAUCUGGUGAGAGAAUUCAGUUUGGACCUAAUGUAAAUUUCCUCUUUGAAACCCAUGAUCUUUCGUCUGCAUCACCGGCCACAAUCUCUCGGAUGGGCAUGAUAUUCUUAAGUGAUGAAGAUACCAACAUCCAGGCAGUCGUCAGUGCAUGGCUUUCCUCACAGGAAGAAAGCACUAGGAAAUACCUUGAACCUUAUAUUGAAGAACACUUUUUCAAGGCACUUGAGUGGGUGCUGCGUGCAGGAGAAGCCCAAGUGGAGACAACAUUAGUUGGAUGGGUCUUGAAUGGCCUCUCCCAUCUGCCUGGGGUAACAAGUAAAGUACACUUUGCCUUGGCUCUGGUAAGAGGUCUAGGUGGCAAUCUUCCUGAAAGCAUCAGAGCAGAUUUUGCACGUGAGGUCUACUCAUGGGUUGGUGAACAUAUUCCUGACCAACGAAAACCUUUGAAUAUUUAUUAUGAUUCUGCUCGAGACCGCCUAGAAUCUUACUCAUCAGAAUCCGUAGAAAAUAUUGCAUCUGAUACAGCAGAAAUGCCCCUGAUCUUGACAUCAGAUGCAUUAUGCUCUCUGGAUUACUUCAGUCCUUGGCUUGAGAUGGAGACACAACAACCAUUCAUCUUGGUUGGGCCUGAAGGAUGUGGAAAAAGUUUGCUACUUCAUCAUUGCUUCUCAAAACUGAGGAGCACACAAGCAACAAUGAUCCAUUGUAGUGCAUAUACAGCUCCUCAACAUAUCCUACAGAAACUUGCUCAGAUGUGCAUGGUGAUAUCCACCAACACUGGACGUGUAUACCGUCCGAAGGAUUGUGAGAGGCUGAUUGUAUACUUGAAGGACCUGAACCUCCCAAAGCCAGAUAAAUGGGGCACAUGCCAGUUGAUUACAUUUUUACAGCAGGUUGUGACAUAUAAUGGAUUUUAUGACCAAAACUUGGAAUGGGUUGGGCUGGAAGGAGUGCAGAUUGUAGCAUCAAUGACAAGCGGUUCGGCAUUAGGACGGCAUAAACUUUCGACUCGCUUCACAUCCAUUGUUAGGAUUGCAUCCAUUGGGUACCCUGAACGUGACCAGUUAGUGAAUGUGUAUGCAGCAUACUUGCGUUCAGUGUUGAAUGAGGUGGCUCCAGACCAUAAGGUCUGGGGAUCACAAACCAAAGUACAGCAACUAGCCACAUCCAUGGUCAAUGUUUAUCAUAAUUUGCGUGAUGCCUUCAGUGUAGAUGACUACAGCCAUUAUCUUUUUACGCCUCGGGACUUAACGCGAUGGGUCCUUGGGCUGUUGCGAUACAAGAUAGAUGCAGAAGAUGAAGCACUUCAGCCAUUGCUUGAAGUAUGGUUAUAUGAGGCUUGCAGAAUGUUCCGUGAUAAGCUCGCAGAAGAUGAGGAUAUUCAGAAAUUUGACGCACUGCUACUAUCAACGUUACAUUCAGAUUGGGGCGUUGAUCUAAGGGAGCACAUAACUGGUUCAUACUAUGUGACUUCAGGCGCUGGUGUUGUUGCUCCAGGAGCUCCACUGCCUAUCCAUGGUUACAAGUUGGGUUUCAUGAACAAUGAGGAUUGGACACAUGUGGUUGAGCGAGCUGUAUUGCAGUUCAGCCGUGAGAAACUAGAACUAGAUCUGCUCAUUUUCCCCGAGGUCCUGGAAUCGAUGGCUCGAGUAGAUCGUGUUUUGACAUCACCUGGAGGAUCACUUCUCAUGGCUGGCAGGUCUGGGGUUGGGCGCAGGACAGCAGUAUCAGUCAUUGCAUAUCUCCAUGGCAUCAAAGUUGUUUCUCCUGCCAUGACAUUAGGAUAUGACAUUAAAAAUUUCAAGAAUGAUUUGAAGCAGGUGAUGCAGGCAGCAGGUGUAGAUGGUGAGCAAGUACUCCUCCUUCUAGAAGAUCAUAAUUUGGUGUCAUCAGCCAUUUUGGAAGUUAUCAAUUCCCUCCUGAUGGCUGGCGAGAUUCCUGGUCUCUACACAUCAGAAGAAUUGGAUCCUCUCCUUAUGCCAUUGAGGGAUGAAGCGGCACAUGAAGGAUUUAGAGGAUCUCAGUAUGCCUACUUUGCAUCAAGAGUGAGGAAGAACCUACAUAUUGCUUUAAUUAUGGACUCCAGCAACCAGGACUUUACCCUCCAGUGUGAGAGUAAUCCAGCUCUGUACAAGCAGUGUGCUGUUUUAUGGAUGGAUGGAUGGUCCAGGGAAACUAUGGUGCAGAUCCCCAGCAUGUUGCUCAAAGAGAGUGAGUUGGAUUCAAAAGACUCUGUAGAAUUCCAGCAGACCUUCCUUGCCAUUCAUGAAAGCCUUCCUCUACACCUCUCAACACCUCGAAGGUAUCUAGUUCUACUCAACACCUAUCGCUCCAUUUACACCACCAAGAAGGAAGGGGUCCUGCACCGACAGGGCCACUUGAAGGCUGGUGUGGCCAAACUAAAUGAAGCUCAAGAAGUUGUGAGUAAGCUGAAGGCUGAAGCAACAGAACAGGAAGUUAGGCUCGCUGAGAAGCAGGAGGAAGCCAACCGUGCGCUCCAGCUGAUCACAAACACUAUGAAGAAUGCAAACGAUCAGAAAGUCCAGAUGGAGAGCCUGAAGGAGCAGACACUCAAGGAAAACCAGAUCAUUGCUGAAAGAAAAAAGGCCAUUGACGUGGAACUGGCUGAGAUAGAGCCUUUAGUUAGAGAGGCAAAAGAAGCUGUCGGAAACAUUAAAUCGGAGGCAUUGACUGAAAUUAGGUCCCUGAGAGCACCACCUGAAGUGAUCAGGGACAUUUUGGAGGGUGUUCUACGGCUCAUGGGAAUCCAGGACACGUCAUGGAACUCUAUGAAGACCUUCCUGGCCAAGAGGGGUGUCAAAGAGGAGAUAAGAAAUUAUGAUCCAAGAAGCGUUGCCCCAGAAUCACGAAAGGCAGUUGAAAAGCUCCUACGAGAGCGCGCAGAUUCAUUUGAUCCAGUAGUUGCCAAGAGAGCUUCUACAGCAGCUGUGCCCUUGACGGCUUGGGUGAAAGCUAAUGUCAAGUUUUCAUAUGUUCUUGAGAAGGUGAAGCCCUUGGAACAGGAGCAGAAUAAAUUGGAGAGGAACCUGACCAGAGCAGAGGCACAGAUAGGAGAACUGUCAGCUGGCUUGGAUGAAGUCGACAAGGAAGUGGCAGUUUUGCGUGAGAAACUGAAUCGCUCAACAAAAGAGGCAGUGGAAGUUGAGUUCCACCUGAAUAAGGCCAAGGAAACCAUGUCAGCUGCUGAGAGUCUUGUCACCAAACUUGAAGGGGAAUAUAAACGAUGGAGUCAGCAAGUAUCAGAGUUGGAUUCAGAUGUGCAGGAUCUUCCAAGAGAGGCUGUACUAGCAGCUGCGUUCAUCACGUACCUCAGCGAAGCCCCAGAGGAUACACGCAAGGCAACUCUCAUGCACUGGAGUAAAAUGCUUCAUGUUGAAGACUUUGAUCUAAGAAAUUCAUGUAAUAAAGAGCUUAAAUUAACUUAUCCAUCGUCAGGGGUUUUGCCAGUAAGAGGGUUGAAACAGUUUGCAGUGCGAAAUUCAGUAGGGUUUGCUCCUUCGGCAUCUCUCACAGCUCUCCAUUUAGAGAAUGCCUCAGUGAUCUCCAGGCAUGAGGAUAUGGGCUUAAUGAAAGACAUGUGGGAAAUGAAGAAGAAUGUGGAAAAAACAGGACAUGAGAAACUAAGUGAGCUUCAAAAUCAUGAGUGCUAUUGUGCAAAGAUUUUGUUUAUUAUCUCCAUAUCAGAAAAGUACCACAUAUUUGCCUCUGAGCUAAAAGGGACUUCACUGAAUCUAUACUACAUCAGUACUUAUAUUCUGACCCUAGAUCAGAGACCUCUUUUAGAGUUUGCUUUCAUUAACAUUUACAGAAAUGAGAUUCUGUAUCUCUUCAGUUCUUUUGAAAUUCUUAAAAGAAUACAGCUUGAACUUGAUGCAGAAUUAAGUGAUGGUUUUAUGAUAUCUGCCUCACCUGGUAUUCCUAGUGCAAUGACACCUUUCCUGAUUGACCCGUCAUCACGUGCGACGACCUGGCUGAGCGAACACCUGAAGGAUAGAACUGUUGAAAUCACCACUCAGCAGGACCCAAAGUUUGCUACCAAUUUAGAAUUGGCUGUCAGGUUUGGCAAAACUCUCAUCAUUCAAGAAGUAGACAAAGUUGAUCCAAUCCUGUUUCCCUUGCUGAGGGGAGACCUCAUCAGUCAAGGUCCUCGCUUUGUCAUUGAACUUGGGGACAAGACUUUAGACUUCAACGAGAACUUCCGCCUGUUCUUGGCCACACGAAUUCCUAACCCAGAAUUGCCACCAAAUGUUAUGUCGAUCCUCACAACAGUCAAUUUCACAACAACGAGAGCAGGCUUGACAGGACAGCUCCUUGCAGCCACACUUCAGGUUGAGAAACCAGAAUUAGAAGUACGCCGAACUGAACUUUUGCGGCAAGAGGAAGACCUGAAGGUGCAGCUUGUGAACUUGGAAGACCAUCUGCUCACAACUCUGGCUGAGUCUCAGGGCAAUAUCCUAGAAAAUAAGGUCCUGAUAGCCUCCCUGGAAAAGUCAAAAUCCAGUGCAGCAACGAUUGAGACUUCACUCAAAGAAUCAAUGUCUCUGCAAGAAUCUCUCGAGAAUGAGAGGAAAGCCUACCUUACUCUGGCGCAGUCUGCAGCCAACCUGUACUUCGUCAUCUCUGAUCUCUCCAAACUUAAUAACAUGUAUCAGUUCAGCCUCAAUUCUUUCCACGCUUUGUUCCACAAAGCUCUACAAACGCCACAGGAUGGAAGUGCCACAGAAAACCGCAUUAAGGUGCUUCAAAGAGCCCUGAUAGACCUUGUUUACAGCUACAUCAGUCGUUCACUCUUCAAGGCAGAUCGACUAAUGUUUGGCCUCCACCUUGUUCAUGGGAUGUACCCUGAACAGUUCCAGAAAAAUGAAUGGCAAGCAUUUACAGGACAGCUGGUAACUGAUGUAAAAGCCGAUGCUUCAGAGCUAAAGGAAGCUCUGCCAAACUGGAUUGACGAGGAGAGAGCUUUUGCUGUGGCCCUUUUGAGGCAAACUUUCCCUGCCUUGUAUGACAUGCUGAACCUAGAUGACAUGUCAAUGUGGUCAGGUUUCUCCAACUCGAACCACUGUGAGCUCGACUUUCCUGUUCAGCUCAACCAGAAGCUAUCUCCAUUCCAACAGCUGCUCGUUAUUCAGGCCAUCAGGCCAGACCGACUACAAUCUUCAAUGGUCAACUUCGUGACAAGAGCUUUGGGAAUGAAGGAGCUGUCCCCACCAGCGCUAAAUCUGAGACGUCUCCUGUCAGAGACGGUGGCUACAGAGCCUAUACUUAUCAUCAUAUCUGCUGGUGCUGAUCCAUCUCAGGAGCUCUUGGACCUUGUGAAAAGUACAGUGGGGUCUAAUGCUUAUCAUGAGGUAGCAAUGGGUCAAGGGCAGAGUGAAAUAGCGGUCAGACUUCUCCAUGAAUGCGCAAAAGCUGGGCAUUGGCUGUGUUUGAAGAACCUGCACUUGGUCACUGCUUGGCUGCCAACACUUGAAAAAGAACUGAACAAUCUUCACCCCCACGACAACUUCCGCCUCUGGCUGACAGCAGAACCCCACCUCAAGUUCACUCCUAUUCUGUUGCAGACAAGCUUGAAAGUUACCUAUGAGGCCCCUGCAGGGUUAAAGAAGAACCUCCAGCGUACAUAUGACUCAUGGAACCCAGAACUGAUUGCACGUGAUAAUAACGUGAAUCGUGCACAGACGCUCUUUGUGCUGGCUUGGUUCCAUGCCAUUGUUCAGGAACGCAGAACUUACAUACCCCAAGGAUGGUCCAAGUUCUAUGAGUUUUCAUAUGCAGAUCUGAAGGCCGGAGUUGAUAUUAUUGAUAGGCUAUAUAAACAAGCAGGAACUGGUGACAUCAAGUGGAAUUUCAUCUAUGGACUGUUUGAGAAUGCAAUCUAUGGUGGCCGCAUAGACAACAUUUGGGACAUUCGAGUGUUGAAUGCUUAUCUUCGCAUCUUCUUCAACAAUGAUGUGGUAGGAGGCCGAAAGCCAUCUGCUGACCAACUUGUCAAGAGUCUCGCUCUACCCACAACUGUAAAUUAUCAGGAUUACACGAGCCUCAUUAGAAAUCUGUCAGAUGAUGACGACCCAAGUUAUUUUGGCCUCCCAGCGAACAUUGAGAGAUCAUGGCAGCGCAUAGUUAGCUCACAAGUCAUUUCUCAGCUGAAAGUUCUCAUGAGAUCUCCCGAACUUGCUGGGAGGUUUGACCGUGAGAAGUGGCACACACAGCUGUCACCUGUGCUAAAUUUGUGGAAAAAGUUAAACCAGGGUGGUAACCUAAUACAAGCCAAAGUUGCGACACCAAGUUCCACAGCAGAGUCACCAGUCAAGUCCUUUAUCCAGCUGGAGUACUAUUCAGUCAUCUCCAUCGUGCAGACUGUUCAUCGCUCACUGGCACAGCUCUCAAAAGUCAUCCGAGGAACACUUCUGCUCACCAGUGAUGUUCAAAAACUUGCAGAUUCCCUCCUCAGUCAAGAGACUCCAUCCAGCUGGCUGUCAUUAUGGGAAGGUCCAGAGGAUCCACUGGAGUACUUGCGCAGUCUUGUUAGACGGGCAAACGGAAUUGGGAAAUGGGUAGCCAAAAGCGAUCAAGGAAAUCUGCUCAAAGAACCUCUAGACCUAUCAGAUCUUCUUCACUCAGCCACUUUCCUGAAUGCUCUUAGGCAACAAACUGCAAGAGAAUACAGCACCUCAAUGGACAGUUUGGUUUUUGUUACAUCCUGGUCUCGUGGUGGAAUACCUGAUGCAAAGUUGACAAUGAAAUGGUCAGGGCUGCAAAUGGAAGGUGCAACAUUUGAUGGAUCUCGCCUACAACAUAAUGCUCAUGAUUCAACAAGCAUCUCUGUUGCUCCUCUCUGUGCUGUGGCUUGGGUGCCCAAGGAAGUGCAGAACCGAUUGUAUCAUGACGAACUACUCUCUGUGCCAGUCUACUCCUCAUCCAACAGGGAACAGGUGGUGGCAAGUGUAACCAUACCUUGUCCCAGUCCGCACUAUGAAUGGCAUCAAGCAGGUUUAGCUCUUUUCCUUUCCACUUAGAAAAAGUGUCAAUUAUUUGGAAGCAGUGAUUGUAUAUGAACAUCUAACAACAGCCACAAAGCAUAGUCAGUAAUAUUGUUUGUUUAAAUGUUGGUGCUAUUUCUUAGUUGCUUUGCAAAAUCACAUUUAAAUGUAUUUUGAUGAAUUGCUUUUAAAUAAAAGUAUACUUUUAAGAUUAAGCACAAGUGUUCUUUAAGUGCAAAGUGGACUUCAAUAUUAUGCUUAUGAUAUGUCUAGUCAUUACUUCACUAUUUUAUGUCUAUAAUGAAGUCUAGUCAGUAAUUACACAUGUGGCAUAUACCAAAAAUAGCCCCUCUAUAUGUGAUUCCCAUAUAUAUGCAACUUAUUUAACUGUAUUUAUUAUUUCCUCAUGCAAAUCAUUGGAAACAAUUGAAUUGUUAAAAUUAAAUAUUCGUUUCA